This is a messenger RNA of Psilocybe cubensis, 2550 nucleotides long. RefSeq lists its product as uncharacterized. Gene Ontology annotation, molecular function: aspartic-type endopeptidase activity. Lineage: Eukaryota; Fungi; Basidiomycota; Agaricomycetes; Agaricales; Agrocybaceae. Bases 1 to 2550 code for a protein of 849 amino acids. The transcript has 5 exons. Gene Ontology annotation, biological process: proteolysis. The record is from RefSeq and is a predicted model, not a curated record.
AUGGAGACCUCUGCGAGAUGGAAGGGUAAAGCUCGUGCGACCGAGUUCGAUUUCCUGUAUUCGCGAGCGUACUUUGCUGAGAGCCGUAGCUCUAAUGCUAGAGAAGCAGAGGGCGACUACGGACGCCAGCGGCAUGGUGUGAGGGGCUAUGAUGAGGGUAUGGGAAGGAAACGACGGGCGAUGAGGACAGGGCGGUUUGGGAGAGAGGAUAUUGGGAUUGGUAUGAGCAAGAGAGAUGGUGUGAAUGCCGAAGGCAGUGGGGGCUCUGGGGGCAUUGUCCUCCCGCUGGAUAUGGUUGGAAGUGGUGUGACGGAUGUAGCAUAUACGUUGCCAGUUAAAUUUGGCAGCACCGACAAUGGUCGCCCGCAGCAACAGUUCUCGUUACAGGUAGACACCGGCUCGUCUGACAUGUGGAUUGCAUCGACGUCAUGUUCGACCUCCUCAUGCAAACUCACCGACGGCCGAUUGUACGACCCCUUGCAGACUCAGGCGCGCGCGACAGGUGUGGAUUUCAGUAUACCCUAUUUAUCUGGCUCGGCGAGCGGACCAGUAUACUGGGACAGUGUGACGAUUGGAGGAUAUACGAUUGAUAACCAGGCACUAGCCGCCGCCUCCGACGUCGACUCUGAACCCCUUUCCUCAAAAUUCAGCGGCAUACUUGGCCUCGCGCUCCCGCUCAACUCGAUCAUCGCAGCGUCCAUCCCGCCAGUCACAUCCAACGCACCCGACGGCGCCGCAUGGGCGUCGAAUCUCUUUUCCAUCACACCCACAUCCUCCGCGCCCUCCGCGCGCUUCCUCUCUCUCGCACUGGAACGGCCAGGCUCAGACCGUGUGCCCAGCGUGCUGGGCAUCGGGCGACACCCUCAGGCGCUCGUCCCGGACCCGAGCAAGGUGCAGUAUGCGCAGCUCGUGGCGGAGGCGAGCGGGACGCUCUUUUGGAAGGUCGGGGUUAGAGCGAUCACGGUGUAUGUUGAUGGGCAGAGGAAGGAGGUGGAUGUGGGCCGUGGAGGUGCUGGUGGUGCGUUUCCGAGCGCGGUGGUGGAUAGCGGUGUGCCGCUGAUUUUGGCGACGAGUGCGAUUGCGAAUGCGGUGUAUGGCGCUUUGGGUGUUGAGCCUGCCAGUGAUGGAAAGUAUUAUAUCCCGUGCACUACUCCGCUCAACUUGACAUUCACGCUCGAUACUCGCUCUGAAUUGCCCAUACACCCCCUGGACCUCACUACUCUCGCCGACCCCUCCUCCGCCUCGACCUACUCCCCAUCGACAUCAACGUGCGUCGGCCUCAUCCAAUCAGCAGACGCCUUUCUUGGCCCUGGAUCGACUAGUGGUAUCGGGGAUAUGAUUCUCGGUGUCCCCUUUCUGCGGAAUGUGUACACCGUCAUGGCAUACGUUGCACCAGGCAAAGACGGCUCCUUCCCCGUAGGCAGUGGAAGCAGCAACACCGGCGGAGACGUCAAACCGCGCCUUGGCCUGCUCGGGCUGACAGACCCGACAAUUGCGCUGGAGGAAUUCCACACGGUCCGCGUGCUCAAUCAGCCUUUAUCGUCCUCCCCCUCGUCGUCGUCGCCGUCUUCGGGGGGUGGGAGCGGGAGCGGCACGGGCUCGGAUCAUAAUACGAAGACGGUGUCGUCGCCGAAGAAGCUCAGCACGGGUGCGAUUGUGGGUCUGGCGUUCCUUGCGUUCUUCGUGUUGUGUGUUGGGGCUGUUGGGGUGAGGUAUUUGCUUAAUAUGCGCACGCGCGCGGCGCGGAGAAAGGAGCGCGAGCGCGAGCUUGCGGAGCUGGGGAUGCCGGGGUCGCUAGGUGGUAUGGAUAAAAGUGGGUAUGGCGGGUAUGGAAUGAGUAUGGACCAGCGCGCGGCGUAUGAUAUUGUCAGAGGAAGAGGCCGUGGGUUUGAUGGCACGGGUGUUGGUGAUGUGACGAUGGUAGCUGGACGUGGGGUUGGAGAGGACGGGGUGUUGCUGAGAGAGAGGGAGAGCGAGCGUACGCUGCUUGGGAAAGACGCAAGUGAGAAAGGCAAAGGCGAGGAAGGCGGUGAAUUUGGUGUGAGGGGUGGUAAAGACUUUGUCGACAUCGACGAUGUGCAUGGUGAACCAGACGAUACCCUCGUCGCGCGCGGCGAUGUCCAUUCCAAACCCACGAACCACGACGACGACGACGAUUUUUAUGCCUCGCCGAGCCCUCCUGCGUCGCCUGAUAUCCCGACUUUCCGGACACCUUCAGCCGCUGCCGUAGGUAUGCCGCUACUCUCCCACCAACAUCAGCAUCAAUACACAGACUCGGACUCAACCCCGAUCUCCUUCCCAACAAAUACCACGCACCGGCCCCUAGACAGCGUUGACAUCCCACUGCUUUCACAUCGCACACAGGACUCGCAGGACUCUGAGAGCUCUGGAGAUGGAGGAAGCGGUGUGGACAAGGAUGGCGACGCGCAGAGUCGAAAGAGCGGGCGGAGGGGAAGAGCUAUGAAUUAUAGUAUGCCCCGGCCGAUGGUCGAGCGGGAUGUGCGUGCGGAUGCGGGUGGGGAUGCGGUGCGCGGUUUUGGUGUGGAGUGA